AUGAUGUUUUUGAUGUUUCUGAUGUUUGUUAGUGAUGUUUAUGCUGUCUGCUGCCCAUUUUCCAUCCCGUGUGUGCCCAGACCGCUUCCCCUGCCCAUCCCAAGCUUCCUUUCCUCCCCAUCCCUCUCUCCCCAGAUUUCCCACCAUGGAGAAGUUCGGGAUGAACUUCGGUGGCGGCCCCAGCAGGAAGGAGCUGCUGGAGACCAUCGAGACACAGAAACAGCAGCUCCAGCGCUUCCAGGCGCGCCUCAAGGAUGUCGUCCUGGCCUACAAGAGCCUCCUGAAGGAGAAGGAAGCUCUGGAGUCCAGCCUGAAGGUGCUGUCCGUGCCCCCCGAGGAGAAGCCGGCGGUGUCACCGCCCGGGGAGCGCCGGGGUGAGGACAGCGACAGCGAGGAGGAGAAACCCUCGGCCGCCCCUUCCCGGGGAGCAGAGGAUGCGAGCGGCUCCGAGAGCGGGGAGCCGUGUCCCGGUGACGCAGAACGGCGCCCGCAGCAGCUGCAAGCCCAGCUGGCCACGCUGACGGCCGCGCUGGCCACGCUGACGCAGGAGAAAUCCCGCGUGGAGGCCUCGUACCGGGCGGAGCGGCUGCAGAUGAGGCGGGAGCUGGAGGAGGCGGCCGGGAGGGACGCGGAGCUGCAGGAGCAGCUGGCCCAGACCCGCGGGCGCCUGGCGGAGCAGCAGCGGGAGCGGGAGCGCGAGCAGGGCGACCACGGGCUGAUGCUGCGCGAGCUGCAGGAGCUGCUGCGCGCCGAGCGCGAGGCGCGCCGCGCCGCCGAGCUGCAGCUGCAGCAGGCCAGGGAUGCGUCGGCCGGCAGCGCCGGAGCCGCCGAGCGAGCCCAGGGCCACCAGGAGCAGCAGCUGAGCCGGGAGCUGGAGGAGCUGCGGAGGGAGCUGCAGGGACUGCGGGAGGAGAACGGCAAAGCCGACCCGCGCAUCCAGGAGCUGCAGGAGGAGAUGGCCGCCCUCAAGAACCACUUCCAGCUGCAGCUGGUGCAGGAGAUGAAGAAGACAGCGCAGGCGGAGGAGCAGCUGCGGCAGCGCUCGCAGCGGGAGGAGCAGCGCGUGGCCGAGCUGGAGGCGCAGGUGGCGCAGGUGUCCGAGCUGCUGGGCACCUACGAGAGGACCAAGCAGAGGGACCAGGCCACCAUCCAGAGGCUCAAGGACCGCCUGCUGCAGCUGGACCUGGAGAACAAAACCUUGGCCAUCGCCGCCUCCAGCCGCUCCCUGGGCGAGGAGGCCGUGGAGGAGACCACCCUGGACGUGUCCGUGCUCAAGGAGAAGAUGGAGAAGCUGCGGAAGCUCCUGCAGGCGGCGGCCGGGAAGGGCCCGGAGCUGGAGCCGGAGGAGCCGCGGGAACCAGAGGAGCCAGCGGAGCCAGCGGAGCCAGCCCCGGGCAGCGGUGACGGGGACAAAGGCACGGGCGGGCACUGCCAGCAGGAGCUGAGGCAGCUGAAGGAGGAGUUUGAGCGCUACAAGGUGAGGGCGCAGCAGGUGCUGAAGAGCAAGGCCAGCAAGGACGUGGGGCUGGCCAAGGAGCUGGAGGAGGCGCGGGAGCAGCUGGCGGAGCUCCGGGACAAGCAGGUGCUGCUGCAGCUGGCGGCGGACGAGGCGCAGGAGCGGCAGCGGCAGGAGCUGGAGGCCAAGCGGCAGGAGCUGCAGCAGCUGCAGCAGCUGCACCGGCAGGAGCUGGAGCGCUGCCAGCUGCAGUUCCGCGAGCGGGCGCUGCGCCUGGAGGAGGAGAUGCACAAGCAGCGGGACCGGGCGCUGGCCGUGCUGGCCGAGAAGGAGCGGGAGCUGGAGCGGCUCCGCGCCCCGGCGCCGCCCCACGGCACCAAGAGCUCCCGGGACGGCGCCUCCGGGGACGUUCCCGGCCGGGAUUCCUCGGAGAUCCUCCCGCAGGAGCUGCAGCCCUGCUCGGGCUCCGAGCCCACCUUCUUCCUGUACGCCGAGCAGCUGGCGCGCAAGGAGGUGGAGAUCGCGGCGCUGCGCAAGCACAAACACCGGCUGGAGGUGCAGCUGCACCAGCUCCAGGGCAGGGCCCUGGCCGAGGAGGACAAGCACCGGGAGGAGGUGGAGGUGCUGCGGGGAGAGAUCCAGAAGAAUUGCCGGGAUAAGAGCAGGGAAGGAGCCAACCUGGAGUACCUGAAGAACGUGGUGUACCGCUUCCUGACGCUGCCGGACGCGCGGGGCCGGCAGCAGACGCUCACCGCCAUCCUGGCCAUCCUCCACUUCAGCCCCGAGGAGAAGCUGAGCAUCGCCAAGAGCUCGGCACACGGCUCCUGGUGGCUCCACGGCAAGAGAUGAGGGUUGGAGUUGGUUCUGUUUUCCAUAAGAGUCGUUCCUGAGGACACCAAAACCUCAUCCCAGGAGCUCUCCGGGGUUUGGGCUCCAGUCACUGUUUUUACAGUGGGAUUGUGCCAAUUUUUCCAGCCCCAAAGCCUCUGCAGGGAGAAUUCGCUCCGAGUUGGGACUUGAUCUGAAAGCCGUGGAAUUGAAGGUGCUGAGGUGUUCUAAAGGUGAUUUAAAAACAAUCCCUACCUCUCAGGCGUGGGAUCGAGUGGAAUUCACUUGGAUCUUCAAGCUCCAGCCAGGCUGGUGACUCAGGAGAUGAAAGGGAAGGUGGAAAGCACUUUAGGUGGAGCUAAAAAGGCACCAGGCCGUGGAAGGCUCGGGAAGAUGGGGAUCAGUGCAGGAAAUCCUGGGAAUUUCCCCCUCAGGUUCUUUUCCAGAGCCAGAUUUGAGCAGUGGAUGCAACUGCAGGCUCUGCCUUCC
Messenger RNA from Poecile atricapillus (Black-capped chickadee), 2773 nucleotides. RefSeq names its product GRIP and coiled-coil domain-containing protein 1-like. Bases 35 to 2305 code for a protein of 756 amino acids. The transcript is spliced from 2 exons. The record is from RefSeq and is a predicted model, not a curated record. NCBI's taxonomy places the organism in Eukaryota, Metazoa, Chordata, Aves, Passeriformes, Paridae. Gene Ontology annotation, cellular component: Golgi apparatus.